Messenger RNA from Camelina sativa (false flax), 995 nucleotides. The record is from RefSeq and is a predicted model, not a curated record. NCBI's taxonomy places the organism in Eukaryota, Viridiplantae, Streptophyta, Magnoliopsida, Brassicales, Brassicaceae.
GAAGGAUCCUCGCUACUUCCUUGCGUCCAUUAGUCUUCCGUUCCCACUUCCCACCAAUCAUACAUAAAUUCUGAUUGUGUUUUUUUUUGGGGGUUAAUUAAACACAACUCAAAAACUAGAGACAGACACACCCAAAACUAAAGAUGAGCUCCUCUGACUCUUCUUCCGCGGAAUCCCGUCUGGCCACGGCUAAGACGGUUCUCACCACCGCGGCUUCGGUGGCUGCAACCGCAAUGCUGGCUCGAUCGCUAGUCCAAGAUUAUUUGCCUGACGAGGUGCACAACUACAUUUCCUAUGGCUUCCGCAGCAUCUUUAGUUACUUCUCCUCCCAAAUGACGAUAAUCAUCGAAGAAUUUGAAGGUUUUGCUCACAAUGAAGUCUUUGAGGCUGCAGAGGCCUAUCUAGCCACCAAGAUCUCUCCUUCUAACAAAAGAAUCAAAGUGAGUAAACACGAGAAAGAAAACAACUACAAUGUCACCGUGGAGCGUGACGAGGAAGUUGUCGACACCUACAACGGCGUCAAAUUCCAGUGGAUCCUCCAUUGUCGCCAUGUCGAGUCCAAGCACUUCCACAACCCACGGGAUCUAAACUCCACGCUGAGAUCUGAAGUCCGAUCAUUCGAGCUCAACUUCCACAAGAAGUUCAAAGACAUAGCUCUUGAAUCUUACCUGCCAUUCAUGGUGAAAAGAGCCACGUGGUUGAAGCAAGAGAAGAAAACACUCAAGAUCUUCACUCUCUCCCCUGAAAACAUGUACGGGAAUUACUCUGACGCGUGGACCUCUGUUACGCUUGACCAUCCUUCUACCUUCAAAACUCUAGCAAUGGAUUCAGAUACAAAGACCACCGAGGGAAAAGAUCAUUCGGUAGACAAGAAAACCGAAGAGGUUGAUGAACAGCUAGUGAGGAACGACCGUGUUGAUAAGGUCCUUGAAGGUUUGGUCGAGUUAUUAAAAGCCAAGAAGAUGGAGAACGACCAAGAUAAAAGCCAAACAUGA